CAGUUUCCCCUUUCAUAGGGAUAAUAUGUCCAAACAGGCUUAGGAAUUUAAUAUGGUAAUUUAAGCAAAAAUAAGCUAAAGCUAAAUAGGAUGCAUGAACUGCAAAAUAUAUGCAGAAAUUCUGAUUUUUCUGUAGUUCAAACCAAGGGUUUCAACAAGUACUGCUGCUAGAACUAGAAGGUCGAGUUACCGUCCGCGGUUGUUGCUCCUUUCUCCACCAGAAGCUUUAUUAUGGAACCAGAGCUGGUUUCUACAGAAGAAGUGGUGAAUGCAUUGCUGGAAUACUUAGUUGGUCCUCGGUUGCCUUUGAAAUCGUCUGCCGUUAAGGAACCUCCCACUCUUUCUCAGCAGCAGUCUGUUGCCAAACAGUUGCAUGCUGUUGUGAUUCUUUACAACUACUACCAGAGGAAGGAAGAUCCGCAGGCACAGCAUUUAGAUUUUGAAUCAUUUUGCAAGUUGGCCAUGACUCUGAAACCGGCUUUGAUGUCAUAUAUGAAGUUCAUGAACCAAUCAGAUCUAACUUCCUCCAAGGACAUGAACAAUGAUCUCUCGGUGACUGAAAAAGCAAUCCAAGAUGCUUGCAACAUAUCUUGCGCUUUGGAUGCCUCAAAAGAUGUUCCAGCUAUAAACAAAUGGCUAAUUUCCAAAGUUUCUGUCUUAUUGGUAGACUCUAAGAAAGAAACUUGUUAUCUGUUUUAUUCUCUCGUCACUGACGGGGUCUGGUCUCUCAUAGAGAAAUGUCUUGAGCUUCCCACUGCUGAAAUAGAAGGUAUGGUGGAGGGCAUAAAGAGGCAGACCAGUAUGAGACCAGUGACAGUAGAGCAAAAAGAUGAUGACUCUGGCUUUCAGCAACUUGCAUUUUUGGCUGUAGAGGAUGCAACUGGUAUUUCUAAGACUGACCUUGUGACUUUGGAGAAGCAUGUGGUAUAUUCACUCACAAAAGAAAAGACAGCAUCUUACUUUUACAUUAUGCAAAGUACCCGAUCAACCGAUCAAGACAUGCUAGUUUCUGUUAAGGAGAUUAUUGAGAGCUUACAGGGUCCAUUGGUGAAAAGGAGUUCUGGUAGUUGGUCUGCUACAGAAGUAGUUGAGUACUAUCAUCUGCUUCCCUAUGCCAAUAUCAUAGCAACCUUUUUCCUGAGGGAAGUUUCUAGUUUGGAGGGCUCAAAUACCAGAAUCCAUGAGGAUAUAACAGGCAAUUGUAAAAAAAAAAUUUCUGAGAGCAGAAUCUCAUUGGUUGAUCAAAACUCGGGCAAUGUAAGCAUCAUGACUGCUAUAGGUUCAGAAAGCGCUUGCAGUAAUGUGGCCAAUGAUGUGUAUGACAGAACGGUCAACCCUACAGACGCUUUUGGUGCAGAAGUUGUUGCCGACGGUGCGUGUGAAAGGAAAACAGGGGACGAGAAAGAUUCUGGGAAGGAAAAUGGUGUGCAUCAUCACCACAAAACAGUGAGGACCCAUGGGAGAUUUAGUGGUAAAGCCAAAAAGACAAGUGGUUGUAAUGGAAACCAGGGCGUUGAGGAGAAGGUUAAAAAGAUUGAAGGAAAGACGCCUGAUGAAAGUUAUGAAGCUUUAAUUGGAACCAAGUCAGAUAGUAUAAACCUUGAAAUUUCAGAGGCAAAACACGGUGAUGGUUGCCAUGAAAAAGUUGGCCAUUCUGCUGUUGGUCAAGAAGCAACUGCGAUAGGUGGCCCCCAUAAUAUAUGGAAAAGUGAAGAAGCAGGAAGCGAUUGUUCAAUUAAAAAUACAGGAAUUGUAGAUCUCAGUGGUAAUAAGCUAACUGGUGUCAACUUGAAAUGUUUAAAUGAUACAAGUAGAAAGGUACAACAUGAAAAUAGCAGAGAUUAUGAGGAUUCAACUGUAAAAGAACUGCAUGCUAUCAUCAACCACCCAAGGACACCAGAAGAGAAAACUGAGGAGCUGGUGAAGUCCACCAAAGGCUGUGAAAUCAAUGAUUAUAAUGGUAUGGAGUUAGCUGGUGCUCAUCUUAAAACUUUGGAGGUGAAAAUUAAUGAUGGCUAUCACUUUUCUAGUUCUCCUACUAGGCCUCAGAGGAUGGAAAUUGAUGCAUGUAUUCCCUUCUCCAAAAAUGGAAAUAAUAGCAAGGAUGAGCUCAUCAAAAAAGUUCAUCAGCAGAAAAAGAGGACGAGGGAGAGUGGUGGAGAAAUCAUUGGAAGUGGUAUAGUUCGCAAGGCAGAAAGAGCUGAUGAGGUGAAGGCUGAUAAAGAAGACCUUUCCACUAUCUCACCCAAUCGAAAUGGGAUUUCUGUGGCACAUGCUCGAUUUGUUCCUUGCAAGCAUGAAUCUACAGAUAUAAGCGAUCUACAAACUGUUUUGGCUUCAAAAGAGGAGGCUUUGACAAAAAGUUCCCUUGAAGUUCUUUUUCAAAAACGACAGAAGUUGUGUGAUCAACAACUUAAACUUGGAAAUGAAAUUGCUUCAUGUGAUAAAAGUAUUGAGAGAAUCUUAGAUGGUGGCAAAGAUAGUUUGGCUCUAAAAAUAGAUACGGUACUGGCCUUCUGUGAUGAAAUGUGCUUGAAGGACAGAGCUUCUAUCCAAGAAGACGGCAAUCCACAUCACAAAGAGUUUGGCUUGAUUCAACCAAUGAGCGGAAGGAGAUUGUCCAAAGCUGUACACACUCCAUGAUGUGCAUGCCAGGUGGAUUUCAUGCUGGAGUUACUGUAAAUAGGGUUGGAUUUGUACAUUCUUGCGAGAGUGAUCUGCAUUCCAGCCCCCUCUGAAGCACAGGAGUCAUCUGCAUUUCAAAUGAUUACCCAAUUACAGACUAUGGCAGACCACACCCAUUACAUUUAAUGAUGGCAAAGAAACAGCAACACCAAUAUUUUUGAAUCCUAUUAAUGGCUACCAUACCAUAGUACUGUAUUAGUUUCAUUACUUUCCAGAAGCAACUGUUAUAUGUGCCUUUGAGCUGAAAUUUGUUGUCUUAGAAUAUUAGUUGGUUGCAACCGUAUCAGUGCUUUGAACAUUUAUCAAGGCCAAAUACUUAACGGUGCCUUGAAAUCAACUCUAGUUUAUUGAAAUGAUGUCUAUUCAGCACCUAUCUGUGUUGCCAGUAAUGCUCAUGCUUAACUUAGCAUUCUGGUUAACAAGUUUUAUGCUGGAUGUUCACAUCGAAAAUGGAGUUUUCGUGUUGCUUAGAA
This is a messenger RNA of Solanum pennellii, 3158 nucleotides long. RefSeq lists its product as uncharacterized. Lineage: Eukaryota; Viridiplantae; Streptophyta; Magnoliopsida; Solanales; Solanaceae. Bases 232 to 2643 code for a protein of 803 amino acids. The transcript is spliced from 10 exons. The record is from RefSeq and is a predicted model, not a curated record.